Messenger RNA from Pecten maximus, 492 nucleotides. Its product is annotated as thrombospondin-2-like. The record is from RefSeq and is a predicted model, not a curated record. The transcript is spliced from 4 exons. Bases 36 to 455 code for a protein of 139 amino acids. NCBI's taxonomy places the organism in Eukaryota, Metazoa, Mollusca, Bivalvia, Pectinida, Pectinidae.
CUCAUCUAUCAAAAAGAGAAUGUGCUUCUCACUGCAUGGAGUACUGCUGUCCAGGACAUCUGUCAAAUCAUCACCACAAUCAUGAUUGUCAUUCGUGUGGCAGUAAUUGCUGUGACAGUCACCAACACGACAGCGGACACACUGACCAUACAGCUCAGUGGACAGACUAUGGCGCAUGCAGUGAGACGUGCGGACAGGGAACGCAAACUCGAUAUUGUACAGGCCAAUGUAUCCACGACUACGAGAUAAGAGUCUGUGAUGGCCAAAAAUGUGCAGUGAAUGGAGGGUGGGGCACCUGGUCAACCUGGUCUUCAUGUUCGGCUAGUUGUGGAACAGGAAACAAACACCGUACCCGCGUCUGUGACAAUCCCAAACCACAACAUGGGGGCCAUGGCUGCCAUGGAAACAAUAUAGACACAGAAUCGUGUGCCUUCAACCAGUGUCCAAGUGAGUAAAGUAAUGUAAAUGUUCCGAAAUGAAGCGCUGCACUCA